UUAUGUCACCGCACUAAUUAAAUGCCAUCUGGGUGGCUCCUCCGGGUUUUUGAGCCGGUCACCCAGUACAGAUCAGUCAGAGGGCCAAGGAGGAGAACAUGAUGAUGGACCUUUUUGAAACUGGCUCCUAUUUCUUCUACUUAGAUGGAGAAAAUGUAACUCUGCAGCCAUUAGAAGUGGCAGAGGGCUCUCCUUUGUAUCCAGGGAGUGAUGGUACCCUGUCCCCUUGCCAGGACCCAAUGCCCCAGGAAGCCGGGAGCGACAGCAGUGGAGAGGAACAUGUACUGGCACCUCCCGGCCUGCAGCCUCCCCACUGCCCUGGCCAGUGUCUGAUCUGGGCUUGCAAGACUUGCAAGAGAAAAUCUGCCCCCACAGAUCGGCGGAAAGCUGCUACCCUGCGCGAAAGGAGGAGGCUGAAGAAAAUCAACGAGGCCUUUGAGGCCCUGAAGCGUCGGACUGUGGCCAACCCCAACCAGAGGCUGCCCAAGGUGGAGAUUCUGCGGAGUGCCAUCAGCUACAUUGAGCGUCUGCAAGACUUGCUGCACCGGCUGGAUCAGCAAGAGAAGAUGCAGGAGCUGGGCGUGGACCCCUACAGCUACAGACCCAAGCAAGAAAUUCUUGAGGGUGCGGAUUUCCUGCGCACCUGCAGCCCCCAAUGGCCAAGUGUUUCGGAUCAUUCCAGGGGUCUCGUGAUAACUGCUAAGGAAGGAGGAGCAAGCGCAAGCGUGGACGACGCUUCAGCCACCAGCAGUCUUCAGUGCCUCUCUUCCAUCGUGGACAGUAUUUCCUCAGAGGAGCGCAAACUCCCCAGCGUGGAGGAGGUUGUGGAGAAGUAA
This is a messenger RNA of Phodopus roborovskii (desert hamster), 836 nucleotides long. RefSeq names its product myogenic factor 6 (gene Myf6). Gene Ontology annotation, biological process: positive regulation of myoblast differentiation; regulation of transcription by RNA polymerase II; muscle organ development. The transcript has 3 exons. Lineage: Eukaryota; Metazoa; Chordata; Mammalia; Rodentia; Cricetidae. Gene Ontology annotation, molecular function: protein dimerization activity; DNA-binding transcription factor activity, RNA polymerase II-specific; RNA polymerase II cis-regulatory region sequence-specific DNA binding. Bases 99 to 836 code for a protein of 245 amino acids. The record is from RefSeq and is a predicted model, not a curated record.